This is a messenger RNA of Lontra canadensis (Northern American river otter), 780 nucleotides long. Its product is annotated as chymotrypsinogen B-like. NCBI's taxonomy places the organism in Eukaryota, Metazoa, Chordata, Mammalia, Carnivora, Mustelidae. Gene Ontology annotation, molecular function: serine-type endopeptidase activity. The record is from RefSeq and is a predicted model, not a curated record. Gene Ontology annotation, biological process: proteolysis.
AUGGCCUUUCUCUGGCUUCUGCUUUUCCCUGUGGGAGCUGCCUUUGACUGCGGGGUCCCCGCCAUCAAGCCUGUGCUGAGUGGCCUGUCCAAGAUCGUCAAUGGGGAGGACGCUGUCCCGGGCUCCUGGCCCUGGCAGGUGUCCCUGCAGGACAACACUGGCUUCCACUUCUGCGGGGGCUCCCUCAUCAGCGAGGACUGGGUGGUCACUGCCGCCCACUGUGGGAUCAGUACAUCUCACCUGGUCGUGGCUGGGUAGUUUAAUCAGCACUCACAUGAGAACAUCCAGGUCCUGAAGAUUGCCAAGGUUUUCAACAACCCCAAGUUCAACAUGUUCACCAUCAGCCAUGACAUUGCCCUGCUGAAGCUGGCCACGCCUGCCUGCUUCUCCCAGAUGGUGUCCAUAUGCCUGCCUGAGGUGACAGACGAAUUUCCCCCUGGUUUGCUGUGCGCCACCUCUGGCUGGGGAAGGACCAAGUACAAUGCCUACAAGACCCCCGACAAGCUGCAACAGGCGGCCCUGCCCCUCCUGUCCAACGCCAACUGCACGAAGUUCUGGGGCAGCAAGAUCACCGACGUGAUGGCUUGCGCAGGCGCCAGCGGCGUGUCCUCCUGCUCGGGCAACUCUGGGGGCCCCCUGGUCUGCCAGAACGAUGGAGUCUGGACCCUGGUGGGCGUCGUGUCCUGGGGCAGCAGCAUCUGUUCCACCUCUGUUCCUGCCGUGUACACCCGUGUCACCGAGCUCAUCCCUUGGGUUCAGGAAAUACUUGCUGCCCACUGA